Molecule: messenger RNA, 1809 nt
Organism: Capronia coronata CBS 617.96
Lineage: Eukaryota; Fungi; Ascomycota; Eurotiomycetes; Chaetothyriales; Herpotrichiellaceae
Exons: 1
Coding region: 1-1809 (602 amino acids)
Cellular component (GO): small-subunit processome
Molecular function (GO): protein binding; snoRNA binding
Source: RefSeq, a predicted model, not a curated record
AUGUCUUCCUUCUUUACUACUCCAGCUUCGCAACGAAAGCGUAAAAGACCGAGCGAAAGUGCAGGCAAAGUAGCCAGAAAACGGCGUGAGGUGGACAAGCACGAACUCCGGAACGAAGGAGACCAGCGUUCACGCCGCAGACAACCCAACCCCCGAGACGCGGACGCAGACACAAACGCUGAUCGUGAUGGAGAUGAGUCGAUCUCUGGGAGUGAAUCAGAGGAAGAAGUCGCACCCGAAAGUGAUGAUGAGUCCGUGGCUACUUCCGAAGAAGGCGAGACCGCCGCCGAACGGCGUGUGAGACUCGCACAAAGAUAUCUGGACAAUAUCAGGCAGGAGGUGGACGAAGUUGGUUUCGACGCCGAAGACCUGGACAGAGAUUUGAUUGCACAGAGAUUGAAAGAGGAUGUGGACGAAGCGAAAGGCAGACAACAUAGAUUGAUCGCUUCGAAUCUGGAUUUCGCCAACGCAACUCACACGGUCUUCCGAGCAGAUACAAACACCACCACCGGCGUUGCAGUGUGUCGGCCUUAUGUCUACACGGUGAGCAAAGACAAGACCUUGAUCAAGUGGCAGCUUCAGCCUCCGCCUUCACAAUCCGGUGGAAAGGGCACCACAGCUUCACGACGACGCCGGCCAAAGCAGCUUGCAUAUGUUCGAGGCAUCAGGGUUAGAGCGUCGGCUUCUCAACAACAUGGCCAUACUGGUGCCAUUCUAGCGGUUGCAGCUUCACCAGAUGGCAAAUAUGUCGCUACAGGUGGCGCAGACAAGAAGCUCAUCAUCUGGUCUGCUGAAGACCUGCGGCCACUAAAGACAUUCACCACGCACCGAGAUGGAGUCACUGCACUUGCCUUCGCUCCAGAUUCAUCUCAGUCUGGAUUCGGAGCACAGCUUUUCAGCGGCAGCAUGGACCGAUCCUUGAAAACCUACAGUCUGGCUGGCGAGGACAGCCUUGCCUAUGUGGAAACGCUCUUUGGCCAUCAAGAUCACGUCGUCGAUGUCUCUGCAAUUGCUGCCGAUCAGUGUGUUACGGUUGGGGCACGAGACCGAAAGGCUUUGUGGUGGAAGGUCGUGGAUGAAUCGCUUACCAAAUUCCUCGGCGACAGUUCCAAACAUGACACAUAUCAGACUGGAAGCCUUGACUGCGUGGCGGCUCUACCUCCAAAUCACUUUGUGACCGGCUCUGACUCGGGUGCUAUCAGUCUGUGGAGUGUCCAUAGGAAGAAGCCGCUGUUCACUAUCCAGACUGCCCACGGGGUGGAUGAGCCUCCUCCUCUAGAAGAAGUGACUUCCGAGACAGAUCCAAAAGUGAUCGAGAGGCUCAAACAGGCUGACAAGCGAAGGCCGAUUGCUCGAGCGAUCACUGCUUUAGCGGCUCUUCCCGGGACAGAUGUUGUCCUGAGUGGAAGCUGGGAGGGAUGCCUACGGGUGUGGAAGCUCAGUGACGACAAGCGAACGCUAUUGCCUCUCGGUGCGGUCGGAUCUGGCGCUGACAGUGACAUUGCCUUGAACGGCUACACCAAUGGGGACGGGGAGGGGGAGUCGACCAGUGCCUCGCCCACAGCUCCUACGCCCGUUGAGACGAAGAAACCCGAGACGGUUCGUGGAAUUGUGAAUUCAAUAGCUGUCUUCGAACGAAGGAAAGAGAUCACCAGCGAGUUUGGAGGCAAGAAAGAGGGCGAGUGUCAGGGACUCUGUAUUGUCGCAGGAACCGGCAAGGAGAUGAGACUCGGGAGGUGGAUGAAGUUACCUCACGGGAAGAAUGGUGCUGUCCUGUUUGAGGUACCGCUGCGGCAGGAGACCAAGUAG